AUGGCGUAUCAAUCAGGAUUUCGACAUGAUUCUGAUGCUAGAUUUGUUGAUGAUAACUAUGGUGAUGAUAAUGAUGAUGAUAAUGGAGGUGAAUUUGAAGAUAUCGUAAACAGAGACGAAGGCUUUACUGAGGCAAAGGAAUCUGAACUUUAUCUCAAAAAAGUCAAGUCUGAUGAUGAGGCAUAUGAGUUGUACAAUAAUUAUGCAUUUAAACAUGGAUUUGGUACACGUAAGGCGAAAAAGAAUUUUAGAGAAGAUAAGGCUACUAUUCGCCAACGAUUUUGUGUUUGUUCUUAUGCUGGUUUUAAGAAAGAAAGAAAGCCAGGUGAUGAACCAAAAGUGUAUCAGAAGAGAAACUGUCGCACAGGAUGCAAAGCAAUGAUUCAAUUUGAUGUUGAAUUAGAUUCUGGUUUGUUUGUUGUUGUCAAACAUCUCAUGGAUCAUUAUCAUAGCAGAAUUCCAGUUUCAAAAAGACAUUUGAUUAGGUCUCAUAGGAAGAUCAGUCAAGAACAAUUUGGUAUGCUUAAUAGUUUAACUGAGAAUGGUAUACGUGUUGCUGAUGUUGUUCGAGUUUUAAAAAAUCAAGCUGGUGGUGAGAAAAAUUUGGGAUUUCUUUGCAGCGAUGCUUAUGAUGCUUUAGCUUCAGAGAAGAGGAAGAAGUUUGAUGGUUGUGAUACUAAGCAACUACUCAGUUAUUUUAAAGAACGCAAAUCAAAUGAGUAUGACUUCUACUAUGAUUUUGAUGUUGAUGAUAAAGGUCAUUUGCAAUCUUUCUUCUUUCGAGACAAUAGGAUGAAGGUUGAUUAUGAUGCUUUUGGGGAUUUAUUGGUUCAUGAUACAACAUAUCGUACAAAUAAAUAUGCUAUGAUUUGUGGUCCAUUUGUUGGUAUGAAUCAUCACAAUAAAAAUGUUAUGUUUGGCAUUGGAUUUUUGAUUAAUGAGAAGUGGGAGUCAUUUGUGUGGUUGUUCACUACCUUUUUGAAAUCGAUGGGUGGUAAACAUCCCGUUUCAAUCAUGACUGAUCAGGCCCAAGUUAUGGCCAAGGCUAUUAGAAUUGUCUUUCCAAAUUCUCGGCAUCGAUUAUGUACUUGGCAUAUCAAAGAGAAUUCAAAGAAAAAUAUCAAAGGACUGAGGGAAAAAGAAGGGUUUAAUGAAUUGUUUGACAUAGUCCUAAAAUACACAGAUACUAUUCAGGAGUUUGAGCACUAUUGGUCUAGAAAUAGUGAUGUUCAUUAUAUUUUCACAAUUGAUCCUGAUUAUGUUCUUUUAGUAAGAAUUAUGUUCAUUAAUGUUUUUCCAAAUUUCAGCAUGCUUACAAAAUAUGAUUGCAAGAAUAAUAGUUGGAUCAACAACUUGUAUAACAUCAGAGACAUGUGGUGCCCUGCAUACUGUAAGGACUAUUUUAGUGGUGGUAUUUUAUCUUCUCAGAGAAGUGAAACUACAAACAGGAGUAAAGAAAGCAGAAAUGAUUAUGACAGCAUGACUGGCAAUCGUCAUUUAGUGUGGGCAGAUGUUGGUUUGUUAGAGCAUGCUCGAAACAUUUACACAAUUCAAGUGUAUAUACAAUUUGAGGAUAAUUUUGUGAGUGGUGUUCCUUGCACAGCAAAGAUAAUAGGAAUUCAACAUCCUCUUUAUGAGUAUCAUGUUGGGCAUCCAAAGAGGGAUUUGAUCAUGCACACUAUUUCUUUUGAUGAAUCAUUGGUUUCAGUUGAUUGUACAUGCAAAUAUUUUAGUGAGGUUGGACUACUAUGUAAGCAUUCAUUGCGUGUUCUUCAUUUGAACAACAUCACCUACAUCCCGAAGAGGUAUAUUAUGAAGAGAUGGACAAAGGCUGCAAUGUGUACUCGGGUUGAUGAUAAUGUUGUAGCUGAAUCGGGAGUUACACCUUCAAAUGUGUGGAGAUUACAUAUUAUUAGGACUUUUAUAAGGCUUGCUGAUCGUGCACAAAUUGAUUUAAAGUCGCGAACUGUCAUUGAGGAAGCUAUUGAUGAGUGCACCAACAAAAUUGAUAUUCUUCUAAGGAAAGAUGAAAGUGAAAAUCAAGAGUCUUCAAAUACUGAUUGUCAGUCAACUGUAACACAAGAUCAAGGAGAUGGUAAUUUGUUGGAACCACAAGGAGUAAAUGAAGAAUGUGUUCCUCAAACUGAAGAUGUGAAUGGUAAACAAAAAGCUGUAGUUCAAGUAGAAAUUAAAGAUCCUAUCAAGAGAAGAAAGAAGGGGCAAAGAAACACUAGACCUAAGAGUACAUAA
Molecule: messenger RNA, 2250 nt
Organism: Chenopodium quinoa (quinoa)
Lineage: Eukaryota; Viridiplantae; Streptophyta; Magnoliopsida; Caryophyllales; Amaranthaceae
Product: protein FAR1-RELATED SEQUENCE 5-like
Exons: 6
Coding region: 1-2250 (749 amino acids)
Biological process (GO): regulation of DNA-templated transcription
Molecular function (GO): zinc ion binding
Source: RefSeq, a predicted model, not a curated record